CGAUAGAGGGAGGAGCCUGGCAUUUCUGGAAGUCGGAGCAGCAGCCAGUCAAAGCCAGCCAGCAUCUGAGCCAGCGUAAGAACCGGAGCGACGGUGGACGAAGGGAAUACGGUCAAGAAAAAAAAAACCCACAAGAAUCCCCAAAGCGCAGGCGGUGUGUGUGCGCGGAGCGGCGGCGGACAUGUACGCGGAGGUCUUCCAGUGGGGAUCGGGGAGCUGAAGCGCACUGCAGCCCCGGUCGGCGCUCCGUUUUUUCGGUGGGAUAAGCCAUCUGUGAUACGCUGGGUGUGCACGGCGCAAUAACGGGAGCGAGCCAGCCGGUGAUUCCGUCGACAGCUAGCUCGCAUUAUCCGCCGCUAGCCGACCGUUUUUUUUUUCCUCCGUUAGCUUUGCGGAGACGGAGCCAGCAUCUCUCCUCCGUGGAUGCUGCUGAGGGACAUCCGCCAGCCGGGAGCCGAGCCGAGCCGAGCCGAGGCAUGCGAGCAGGAGUGUUUUCCUGCACGGCAGCGGGGAGAUCUCCACGCCCUGGGGUCCGCGGCGCGGCUCCUCUCUAGCUAGCUCCGCGGCUAGCAGCCUCCCAGCAGAGGAGCGGAAGGUGGGGCCGCGGAGUGACGGCCAGCUAAUGUGGCUAGCCGGCUAACUGACAUCCGUGCUGGUCGUAUUAGCGAAGGAGCGUGUUGUUGUGUGACACGACAGAAAACCCCCCCUCCACCCCCCCACCCCCCCGAUCCCCGCGAAAACACGCCGUCAUUGAUCCCUGUGAAGCCGUGUGGGUGGGACGCCUCGAGGAGAGCAUCCUCGGUUACCUGAAUGACCAUGGCGGACGACGACGUGCUGUUCGAGGAUGUCUACGAGCUGUGCGAGGUGAUUGGCAAGGGUCCCUUCAGCGUGGUGCGGCGCUGCAUCAACAGGGACACCGGGCAGCAGUUCGCGGUGAAGAUCGUGGACGUCGCCAGCUUCACCUCCAGCCCCGGACUCAGCACGGAAGAUCUGAAGCGAGAGGCCAGCAUCUGCCACAUGCUGAAGCACCCGCACAUCGUGGAGCUGCUGGAGACCUACAGCUCCGACGGGAUGCUCUACAUGGUCUUCGAAUUCAUGGACGGGGCGGACCUGUGCUUCGAGAUCGUGAAGCGAGCGGACGCCGGGUUCGUGUACAGCGAGGCCGUGGCCAGCCACUACAUGAGGCAGAUCCUGGAGGCGCUGCGGUACUGCCACGACAACAACGUGAUUCACCGCGACGUGAAGCCUCACUGCGUGCUGCUGGCCUCCAAGGAGAACUCUGCCCCGGUGAAGCUGGGGGGCUUCGGAGUGGCGAUCCAGCUGGGGGAGUCCGGUCUGGUGGCUGGAGGCCGGGUGGGCACCCCCCACUUCAUGGCCCCCGAGGUGGUGAAGAGGGAGCCGUACGGCAAGCCGGUGGACGUGUGGGGCUGCGGGGUCAUCCUCUUCAUCCUGCUGUCCGGCUGCCUGCCCUUCUACGGCACCAAGGAGCGCCUGUUCGAAGCCAUCAUCAAGGGGAAAUACAAGAUGAACCCGCGGCAGUGGGCCCACAUCUCCGAGAGCGCCAAGGACCUGGUCAGACGCAUGCUGAUGCUGGACCCGGCCGAGAGGAUCACCGUGUACGAGGCCCUCAACCACCCCUGGCUGAAGGAGAGGGACAGGUACGCCUACAAGAUCCACCUGCCCGAAACGGUGGAGCAGCUGAGGAAAUUCAACGCCAGGAGGAAGCUGAAGGGUGCAGUGCUGGCUGCCGUCUCCAGCCACAAGUUCAACUCCUACUACGGCGACCCCCCCGAGGAGCUGCACGACUUCUCCGACGACCCCACCUCCUCAGGACUGCUAGCUGCUGAAACAGGGGCAGUGUCGCAGGUCCUGGACAGCCUGGAGGAGAUCCACGCCUUGACGGACUGCAGCGAGAAGGACAUGGACUUCCUGCACAGCGUCUUCCAGGACCAGCACCUCCACACCCUCCUGGACCUUUAUGACAAAAUCAACACCCGGUCGUCUCCUCAGAUCAGGAAUCCCCCGAGCGACGGCGUGCAGCGAGCCAAAGAGGUGCUGGAAACCAUCUCCUGCUACCCGGAGAACAUGGAGGCCAAGGAGCUGCGGAGGAUCCUGACGCAGCCUCACUUCAUGGCCCUGCUGCAGACCCACGAUGUGGUGGCCCACGAGGUGUACAGCGACGAGGCGCUGAGGGUCACGCCGCCGCCCACCUCGCCGUACCUGAACGGAGACUCGCCCGACAGCGCCAACGGAGACAUGGACCUGGAGAACGUGACCCGGGUCCGCCUGGUCCAGUUCCAGAAGAACACCGACGAGCCCAUGGGCAUCACUCUGAAGAUGAACGACCUGAACCACUGCAUCGUGGCGCGGAUCAUGCACGGCGGGAUGAUCCACCGGCAAGGGACGCUGCACGUGGGAGAUGAAAUCCGGGAGAUCAACGGCAUCAGCGUGGCCAAUCAGACGGUGGAGCAGCUGCAGAAGAUGCUGAGGGAGAUGAGGGGCAGCAUCACCUUCAAGAUCGUCCCCAGUUACCGGUCCCAGUCCAUGUCCUGCGAGAAAGAGUCUCCGGAUUUGUCCCGGCAGUCGCCCGCCAACGGCCACGCCAGCGUGACCAGCUCCAUCCUGGAUCUGCCGUCCACCAUCCAGCCCAAAGGCCGCCAGAUCUCCAGACCUGCUCUCAAGGACAAAUUGUCCAUCAAGAUCUACGUGCGCGCUCAGUUCGAGUACGACCCGUCGAAGGACGACCUCAUCCCCUGCAAGGAGGCGGGGAUCCGCUUCCGGGUGGGCGACAUCAUCCAGAUCAUCUCCAAGGACGACCACAACUGGUGGCAGGGCAAGCUGGAGAACACCAAGAACGGCACGGCGGGCCUCAUCCCGUCGCCCGAGCUGCAGGAGUGGCGGGUGGCGUGCAUCGCCAUGGAAAAGACCAAACAGGAGCAGCAGGCCAGCUGCACCUGGUUUGGCAAGAAGAAGAAGCAGUACAAGGACAAAUACCUGGCCAAGCACAACGCAGUGUUCGACCAACUAGACCUGGUGACGUACGAGGAGGUGGUCAAGCUGCCGUCCUUCAAGAGGAAAACGCUGGUGCUGCUGGGAGCUCACGGUGUAGGAAGGAGGCACAUCAAGAACACGCUCAUCACCAAACACCCCGACCGCUUCGCCUACCCCAUCCCCCACACGACUCGGCCCCCGAAGAAGGACGAGGAGAACGGGAAGAACUACUACUUCGUGUCCCACGACCAGAUGAUGCAGGACAUCAGCAACAACGACUACCUGGAGUACGGCAGCCACGAGGACGCCAUGUACGGCACGCGGCUGGAGACCAUCCGGCAGAUCCACGCCCAGGGCAUGAUCUCCAUCCUGGACGUGGAGCCACAGGCUCUGAAGAUCCUCAGGACGGCAGAGUUCGCUCCUUAUGUCGUCUUCAUCGCGGCUCCCACCAUCACCCCCGGCAUGACCGAGGACGACUCCCUCCAGCGGCUCCAGAAGGAGUCGGAGAUGCUGCAGCGGACCUACGCCCACUACUUCGACCAGACCAUCAUCAACAACGAGAUCGACGACACCAUCCGGCUGCUGGAGGAGGCGGUGGACCUGGUGUCCAGCAGCGCCCAGUGGGUCCCGGUGUCCUGGGUCUACUGACCCCCCCAGCCUGAGCCCGGGCCGUGACCCCCCGCCCCCGCCCCGGGCCGUGACCCCCCGCCCCCGCCCGCUGGAGUCACUCUUCCUGUAGAUACCUGGUGGGAAAAGAGGGAAAUGAAGAAUUGACUCAGCGCAGCAUCAUGCCCCCCUGGCCCCGCCCCCUGGCCCCGCCCCUCAUGGCUCUGGCCCCGCCCCUCAUGGCUCCGCCCCCUCGCCUUUUUCUUUUGGUUUUUCUUUUCUCAGCAGCCUCAAAGGCACGUUGUUGUGUACAUAUAUACAUAUAUAUAUAAAUGAUAAAAAGCUAAGUGAAUCUGGUUCUGUCCUCAUGUAGUUGACGGGCGGGGCUGGGGGGGCGGGGUUUGGGUGGGGCUGGGGGCGGGGCUUGGGGGCGGGGCGGUCUCAUAGAUAUUUUGUACUUUUCUUUUGUAACGGACGGACAGACGGAGGAGGAAAGGCAAUAGCGAGCAUGACCAUAAAGCAGUCUGUGUGUGUGUGUGUGAGCGUGUGUGUGUGUGUGUGUCGGUACUUCUUAUGGUACUUAGCGGCGUCCUGCCCGUCAUUACCCCCCCUCCCCCCCCCCCCCCCCUCUCCCCCCGACACAAACAGGCUGAAGCACAUCAGAAGCUGCUAAAGCGACGGUUCCAGCUGGAAAAUGAAGCACAGGAAACUUGGCAGUUUCACCCCCCCCCCCCCACCCCCCCACGGCGCCUUUCAAUUUGUUGAAUGAGCACACUGCCCCCCCCCUCCCCCAGUCGCUGUAGCCCCCCUCCUCCCUCCUCGAUGGUCUUUGUUUACAUCUCAGUUUGCACAAAAAAUGGACGAUGAAGAAACAUGUCAGUGCGCCCUCGGUCUCCAUCACGUUCCCCUCCCCAGCCCCAGCCCGCCCCCCCAGCCCCCCAGCCCCCCAGCCCCCGCCAAACGGCUCCUGGACGCGCCGCAAGCCACAAGCCGCCGGAUGGCCCACACCUAUGCACCAUCUUCUCCGGGUGAAAAGCAAGGCGUCCGAGGGGAACGAAGAGGGAAUGGAACCCUCGAGCCACCGUCUCUUUGGAACUGUUAACUGUUGUCUUCAAAAAAACUAAAUAUAUAUAUAUAUAUAUAUACAUAUGUAUGUGUAUAUAUAUAUGAGGAGUAUUCUUGUUUUCUGGGGGGAGGGGAGAGAAAAUAACAGACUUUUUGUGUGUAAAUGUUUCAAUGGUGCGUUCGUCAUACGAGUGAACUAAGAGCCAGUGUAUAUUAACCUGAAGAGAAAACAAAAGAAGCUCAGUAUGUGACCUAACCUCUCGAUGCUUCGCCGGGAGCGGCGCAGCGCCCCCCCCCCGCCCGAUCAGAGGACAGAAUAAAUAAUAAAUAAAUAAUGCGAGGCGGAGCAGAGGGCGUGGCGGCCGGGCGGAGCGGCUGCCCCGCUCCCAGCGAAGCCCUUUCAUUUCAGUCCUGUGUAAAUUACCUCUGCAAACGACUAAAGCAGCUCUUCUGUAUGAAAUGUUGUUCUGUUUCUUUUUGUUAUUUCAUUUUUAAAAAAAAAUAUAUUUCCUUUUACGUGUU
This is a messenger RNA of Salarias fasciatus (jewelled blenny), 5184 nucleotides long. RefSeq names its product peripheral plasma membrane protein CASK-like. The transcript is spliced from 28 exons. Gene Ontology annotation, biological process: protein phosphorylation. The record is from RefSeq and is a predicted model, not a curated record. Gene Ontology annotation, molecular function: protein binding; ATP binding; protein kinase activity. Bases 811 to 3639 code for a protein of 942 amino acids. Lineage: Eukaryota; Metazoa; Chordata; Actinopteri; Blenniiformes; Blenniidae.